UCCGAGAGGAUGCUACAGGGGAGCAGACCUUCCAGGACACCCAGCACUCCGGAGAAUGGCGUGUGCUCCUUGGCGUUGCCCUCCGACCAGCAACUGGACAGGAAGAACAGGGAGGCCCAGGAGAGCGAGCUGCUCAAGAGCGCCCGGGUGCAGGAGCAAGUCCGCAUGAGGAUGCUGCAGAAGAGCCAGGCGGGCCCCAGGCCCAACGGAGCCGGGCUGGACUACGCCGAGCUGAGAGGUGGAAAUGCCUCCAGUGGCCAAUAUGGCACCCUACAGCAGCAGUUCAGCUCCCGAUCCCAAACAAACGGCAUAGAUCACAAGGGCCCUAUUUACAAACCAAUUGCACAGAAAGGUUACAACACUCUGAAAUCGACCAGCUGGUCAUCUCGCUCAGCAGUGGAUCUCAGACCUAACAAGAGGAUAGCCACCAUCGGCAAUGGUGUUGGGCCAAAGGGCCCAGUUUAUGGCACAAGUUACGCUCUGUCUCAAGCUGCUGCCUCCCGCCCCAGGUCUUUCCAUGAGCGUAACUACCGGGCCCAUCAAAACUUUGACACCAUGUCUCUGCACUCCUUGCGCCUGGCGGAUGGGCCGGGCAGCCCUGGGGGUGUGGAGGAUCACUACAGCAUCAUGUCUGAGCAGGUGGAUCCCCUGGCCCAGGCAACCCUCUACAAAAACAGGGGAGGUGGCGGCGGCGGCGCUUUCAGGAGAUCAUACACGUUUGAAAGGCAGAUGAGUGCUGGUGCAAAUGUUUGCCCCAAGGGGGCCGUUGACUGGAUGGAUGGUGUGGAGCCCCCCCAGAAUAGGGCUGUCAUCCGUGCGCCUGCCAUGCGCACACUGCAGCGCUUCCAGAGCAACAACCGGUCCCGCUUCAGCACUGGCUCCUUCAGUGGCAUCCAGGCCUCUCAAGGUGUGGCUGGGAACUCCUACGCAGGAGUAUUGGAACGCACUUCCCGGGCCCCAUCCGUGCGCAGCUUGGCUGAGUCCAACCACCAUCUGCAAGACCUGCGUGCCAUUGACAUGUAUGAUGGUCAAAACAACACCCUGAUGCGCCAGCAGUCUUUCUCUGGAGGGUUUGAUGACAUUGACCUUCCAUCUGCAGUGAAAUACCUGAUGGCCAGUGACCCCAACCUACAGGUCCUUGGAGCUGCUUAUAUCCAGCACAAGUGCUACAGUGACAGUGAUGCCAAGAAACAGGCCCGUAGCCUCCAAGCCGUACCUAAGCUAGUGAAGCUCUUCAAUAGUCCUAAUCAAGAGGUGCAGCGCCAUGCCACAGGUGCCAUGCGCAACCUUAUCUAUGACAAUGCUGAAAACAAGCUGGCGCUGGUAGAGGAAAAUGGGAUCUAUGAACUGAUGCGCACUUUGCGUGAGCAAGAUGAUGAAUUACGCAAGAAUGUUACAGGCAUCUUCUGGAAUCUGUCUUCCAGUGAUAACCUUAAGGACCGCCUGGCUCGUGACACCCUAGAGCAGCUCACAGACCUGGUCUUGACCCCUCUGUCUGGUUCAGGCAGUGCUGCAAUAAUUCAACAAAAUGCCUCUGAAGCAGAAAUUUUCUACAAUGCCACUGGCUUCCUCAGGAAUCUCAGUUCUGCCAGCCAGCAAACCCGACAGAAGAUGCGUGAGUGCUAUGGGCUGGUGGACUCCAUGGUCAAUUACAUCAACAGUUCACUGGAAGUGGGGAAGUCAGAGGACAAGAGCGUAGAGAACGCAGUCUGUGUGAUGCGCAACCUCUCCUACCGUCUGUACGAUGAGAUGCCUCCUUCAGCCCUCCAGCGGCUUGAAGGCCACAAGAGGAACGACGGGGCUACCAUGACAAGUGAGCUGGUGGGAUGCUUCAGCCCACAGAGCAGGAGGGCCCGAGAGCUCCACAUGAACUCCGAUAUUGUGACUUUCACAGAAGUCUCUAAGGAUCCCAAGGGGAUGGAGUGGCUCUGGAACCCUCAGAUUCUUGGCACGUACAACCAGCUGUUACAGAGAUGCGAACUGAACAAGAACACCACAGAGGCAGCCGCAGGGGCUCUUCAGAACAUCACAGCAGGAGACAGGAGGUGGGCUGGUGUCCUCAGCAGAGUGGCUUUGGAACAAGAGAGAAUCCUGAACCCAGUGCUGGACAGAGUCCGCACAGCUGACCAUAACCAGCUUCGCCCACUGACUGGUCUGAUCCGCAACUUGUCCCGGAAUGCACGCAAUAAAGAUGAGAUGUCAACCAAAGUGGUGAGCCAUUUGAUCGAGAAACUUCCAGGCAGCCCUGGAGACAAGUGGCCCCCAACGGAUGUGGUGGUCAACAUCAUUGCAGUGCUGAACAACUUGGUUGUGGAAAGCCCCAUCGCUGCCCGUGAUAUCGUCUACUUCGAUGGCCUGCGCAAGCUCUUCUACAUCAAGAAGAAAAGGGACAGCUUGGAUAAUGAGAAGUCUUCCAGAGCUGCUUCCAGCCUCCUGACCAACAUGUGGCAGUACACUAAGCUUCAUCGGGAUUAUAAGACCAAGGGCUAUCGAAAAGAGGAUUUUCUUGGUCUAUAAAGAAGAGGACCCACAGAACAUGGACUGUCCCGCCCUAAUUCUUCCCCCUUAAAUUUAUCCAUGAAUCUUCACUGUGGCUCUUCUUGAAGUUUGCUCGUCUUGGCAUGCUCCUUUUUAUAUAACUCAGUUCACUUUUGCCAGUGUGCCUUAUUUUUAUGGUUCAUUUUCAAGUCUGCUAAAAAUUCAGUUUCCUUUCAUGGCCAUCUUAUGUCAUGACAACACUUCUGAAUUAUAAAGACAAAUUACAAUCCAAGCAAAUGUUCAGAAAAGCUCCAGUCGGCACAGAACCUUUCACAUCUGCCUCGUGUCCCGAAAGGCCAUGGCUCCCAAAUAUUUCUCUGGAAUUCAGGAAGAUUGACCUCACAGCAGGACUUACAGCCUUGCUAAGGAUAUGGAAGAAAUGCAUAUGAAGGGCUUUUAAGUGUCCAGGAGUAUUUUCAUCUGCUGUCAUGCUCUCGCGCUCUCUUUCGUUCCUCUUGGAACUCUUGUUUCUUACCAUAGAAACAAAGAGUUUGCUUUUAAUUUUUGAUUAUCUAGGAUAUAAUUUGAGGCAUAUACAGAUUUUAGUAGCAAAUGGGCCUGCACCUAGCACUCCAGGAAAUGAUCCUGGUGAUAUCAGACCCGUUUCUGAAACAUUUGAGGGAACAAAGCAGUUUAAAGUUGUACGACUGAGAGGGUAUAAAUCGGUGCAUUUUAUUUUUGUUAGCUAAAAAGGUCAGAAACAGUGGAGAUCCUAAAGAUGGAAUUUUCUAAAAAUGCACAUUGUAAUUAGCACCCAUUUUCUUUGCCUAAUAUAAAGAUUGUAAAGAUUGUGAGGCAUAAGCAGCAGUGGAUAAGGAGCCCAGGCUGGCUUAGAAAGUACUGGCUAGAAGGGAAUCUGGUCACUGGCCAAUCUUACUGUGGCUUCUACAUGAUUUCUGUAUAGAAGACAGUCUUCCCAUGGCAUUGAUGUUCAUCCUGUGAGAUUAAGGAGAUCCUCUGAAUGCUUAACUCCUUGCCUGAUCAGUGCCAGUGGGUUGUGUAUUCUUAGUGAUCUGCUACAGGAUAUGCAUCUAAUGCGUGGGUAUCGUGUGCAUCUUAGCAACAGGAUGUGUGUAUUUUUUCUCACACCCCAGGAGAUUAUUGCAUAGACAAACCGAAAGCUAAGAAGAGUGAUGAAGUGAUGGGGGGGGAGCUGUUUCUCCACCUGGAAUAUUCUUAUAUCAAAAGACUAUGCUGUGUAAGCAUUUUGGAAAAGCUAUGGUUUGAACCUGUGGCAAGAAUCUUAAAGUAUGGCAGCACAUCUGUAUUUAAGAUGUUUUUCUUAGACAGUAGAAGAGAAUCCAGUAGUGCUUUUGAAAUAACGAGACGCAAGGAAUUGGGCAUUGCAUAUUUAUUGGAAUAAUUAUUGGAACAGUUAUGUAUGGUUGAUUGGUAAGGACCUGAAAACUGUUAAGAUGAUUUGUUUGUACUAAAGCAAAAUCCUUCAUGACUGGUUAGCACCCUUUUGAAGCAACCGGUCCCUGAUAUCUGCUGUGUUCAGCAGAAAGCAAAACUAAGCAACAAAUUAGAUACCUGCUAAUUAUUUAAAAAACAAAAUGUAUAAUACACAGGACAGCUUAAUGAGGGAAAAUAUUUGCUAACCAAGAGGUAAACUUUCAAUUAGGGGCAAAUCGUUCCUGCAGUAAUAAAUCCAAUGAUUUAUUGGAAUGUCACAUCAGAAUGCUGAAUUAAGAGAAUAUUCCUACAAAGAGGCUGUGAUGUUGGGUGGUGCUGUGGUCACAGGGCAUACAGUGGCUGUCUUCUGUCCACCUACAUAUGCCAUCACUUUAGCAUAUAGGAUUUGAUGUAAAUCCCACUACAGGGCAUAUGCACUGUGCCUUACAGAAAACAAAACAGUCCAUUCAGCCCCACCAAUUUUGUAGACUCCCCCUCACCCCCAAUCUAGCUAAAAGCCAUUGAGGUAUUUGUCUUCUUAAAUGCCUUCCACAUAAACCAGCAACAGCUCUUGGUGUCCAGCCAGAUCCAAGGAAGGCAUGCAAGUACAUCCCCUUUAAUGAUAUACUUCAAAUCUCUGCAGAAAUGGCUUUUGACUUCAGUAUAUGCUGGGAAUAUUUUCUGUUUUGUUAAAUGUCUUGGUAACUCUUGAACCUAUACUAGAUUCAAAUUUUAAGCGCAUAUUUUCUUCUGCCACAGUGGGAAGCCAAUAAGGUCUCAAUGGGCACCAAACAAAUGUGGGUGGGCCGUCCUGUAUAUACUGUACAUAGAAUGCUUCCUCCUUUCUGAUGCUAUUGUAGGUAUUUCACCUUGGUUUGUUUUUUCUGAUGUCAUGAGGCCUCAUCUGCCUUCAUGCCUCCUGAAAAAAUAACUAUGCAAGUGACAAGUUGUUUGAGAAAAGGAAGACUAUUUUAGUAGCUGAUACCUUGCUUGUGAAAAUACUGGCUUCCUGAGCCUGGCACAUAGAGAUGUUAUUCCAUUCCAGGGCCCACUCACUGAUUCCUCAAAUGUCUGACACAGGUACAUAAAAUCGGGAAGACAUUUUCCCUAGUUCCCAAGUUUGCAUGCAUGCACUUAUAGAUCUAUCUCUUUGAGCAUAUGUGUGUAGGCAUAUCAUAUCCCAUUUCAGAAAUGCUCAGAAAUUGUGUGUUCUCUU
This is a messenger RNA of Pogona vitticeps (central bearded dragon), 5149 nucleotides long. It is a transcript of the gene PKP3, whose product is annotated as plakophilin 3. Gene Ontology annotation, cellular component: nucleus; adherens junction; cytoplasm. NCBI's taxonomy places the organism in Eukaryota, Metazoa, Chordata, Lepidosauria, Squamata, Agamidae. Gene Ontology annotation, molecular function: protein binding. The record is from RefSeq and is a predicted model, not a curated record. Gene Ontology annotation, biological process: cell-cell adhesion.